This is a messenger RNA of Mus caroli (Ryukyu mouse), 1065 nucleotides long. It is a transcript of the gene Arrdc5, whose product is annotated as arrestin domain containing 5. Gene Ontology annotation, cellular component: cytoplasm; endosome; plasma membrane. Gene Ontology annotation, biological process: protein transport. NCBI's taxonomy places the organism in Eukaryota, Metazoa, Chordata, Mammalia, Rodentia, Muridae. The record is from RefSeq and is a predicted model, not a curated record.
UCUGAUGAUACUCGGGGGAUAGGGAGGAUGAGUCUCCCCCGCCCAAUCUCCCAUGUCUGUGGUGAAGUCCAUCGAGGUAGUGCUGCCCAAAGAUGCGGUCUACCUGGCCGGCUCUAUCAUAGACGGGCAGGUGGUCCUCACCCUCAACAGUACCCUUGUGGACCCCAUCGUGAAGGUGGAGCUUGUCGGUAGGGGUUACGUUGAGUGGAACGAAGAAAUCGGAGAGACCCGUGAUUAUAGUAGAGAUGUUAUUUGCAAUAAUAAGGCAGAUUAUGUACAUAAAACAAAAACAUUCCCAAUAAAAGAUAAUUGGUUAAGGGCAGGCAGCCACACCUUUGACUUCCAUUUCAACUUACCUCCCAGGCUCCCGUCCACCUUCAACAGUAAGAUCGGCCACAUCUCCUACUUUGUGCAGGCCCUGUGCUUGGACCGGGAGCAUAUCCUGGCCAAGAAGAAGCUGUACCUGCUGGUCCAAGGGAUUUCUGAGUUCCGCCAGAGGAAUCUAAGUGAGAACUCCGUGUCUGUAGAAGCUGAGAAGAAGGUGUUAUACAACUGCUGCAGUCAGGGCUGGGUGAGCCUGCAUGUGCAGAUGAGCAAGAACACCUAUGUGCCGGGCGAGAAGGUGACAUUCACAUCAGAGAUCCGCAAUCACACGGGCAAGUACAUCAAGACUGUGGUGUUCGCCCUCUAUGCCCAUGUGCAGUACGAGGGCUUCACACCAAGUGCCGAGAGGCGCCGGCGGGCAGACAGCAGCGAGCUGCUGCGACAGAUGGCCAACGCACGGAUUCCAGCCUUCAACAGUACCACAGUGGUUAGUGCCUUCAACCUGCCGCUGGUUUUGUCUGUGAGCAGUGGCUCCCAGGAAAAUGAGAUCAUGAGGACCAGCUAUGAGCUUGUAGUCACGAUCCACCUCCCCUGGUCCUUGUCGACAGUCAAAGCCCGACUCCCCAUCAUCAUCACCAGCACCAGGGAAGGCCAGGCCAACUGCCCCCAGCUGGAUGAGCUGCCAUAUGAGGACCAUAUGGUUUGAGUGCCUGCAUAUUAAAUAUGAAAAGCUUAUUGUAA